AUGAUUAUCCAAACCGUAUCACUUAGAGAUCCGAACAAAUACUACCUCUCUUGCAGGUCUAGCGAUGGGAGUCUGGUGUUCGACAGGGUUGAUUUAGACCCCUCUUGCAAGUUCUUUAUGGUACCCGUGGGUUCCGGGAGAACCUGCUUAAAAGGUCCUAAUGGAAAGUUUGUCGACCUCCAUGGAGACAGGUUCCGUUGCGAUGGCAUCACAACCGGAGUAGGUUUUAUCUUCUCCGACACAACUCUCCAACUCGAUACUGGCAAAUAUCUCAGUAACGUUCUCAACAACAAUACAAUUACUGCCAACAGCUAUCCUACCAGUUUGGUAAUCAAGUCGACGUCGUUCGAAAGUUUCAGCGUGAGCACAUCACUAUCCGUCCCUGCGAUUACUUACAACGAGGAUGUGUCUAUUGAGUGCCGAUAUAGACCAAAAAGGAACUAUCUGGCCCUGAAGAAAUCCAGCGGAACUAUCGACAUUAUCUUCUCCAUUCCUUACUCGAUGGAUGGACAGAGGAACGGAACCGUGGAGGUGAUCUUGAAUCACAUGAGAGAUAAUAGUGCUGGAGGAGUCAUCGACAUUAAUCUGAAUGGCCAGCCACUCAUCAAAAGGCAUGCCUCUGCUACUACGUUCCAGACAGAGAAUGUAUGCUGUUUGUCACUACCUGCGCUGUCCGGAGAGAACAGACUGUCCAUCUCGCUGUCCAAAGGCUUUUUAGGGACCUACUGCUUCUCUGAUGCUGCUUUGGUGUUCAAAGAUAACAAUGGAUACUUGAAGCAAGAGAAUUCCGUGCGGGAGUGGGGAACGUCUAUCGAUAUUUACCUUAACGGAAUCAAUAUCGAAGACCGAUACGACGACAUCCCGACCGACUCAUUUGGUACAUCCUCCUUCCCCAUCCACAGUUCCCAACUGAAAAGGAGCAACGAGUUUGUCAUAAAGCCCAACGGCGGAAAAUAUUAUAUCUCUGAUGUCAACCUCGAUGUGGUUUCCCUCCUUCCGGAGGUAAAGGAAGAAAACUUCAAGACUUACCUUAAGGAUUGGAUUCUCCACCAGAGAAAGAAUAUUGGAGAGCUCAACAAGAUCCCUCGGGGGGAUUUAUCAGCCUGGAACUUCGUUAAAGAAGCGCCUUACUGGUUCUUCAUCCCAUUUCUCCCCGUCUCACCGGAAGAGAUUAGCGUGCUCUUCGACUACUACAACAUGAUGUUUGUUUCCGUAGCCUUCGAGAUUAGGGAUCUCAACAACGAGGCUAGAGACUUUCAUAGGGAGCUCAUCAGCACUGAUCUCCCCAGAAAAAAUGCUCUCAGGCAUGCGUAUUGGACUGCUAUGCUAUCCAGACGAUUCGGCAAGUAUUUCGCCCUGGAUCUCUCAACGGCCCAUGAGGAGGCUCAUGUUGAUUUGACGAUCGAAGGCCCCUUCGAUCAUGUCACCGAUAAGAUCAACAACGCCGUGGGAUCCCUCAUAGGUUCGAGGACUCCUAGAUCCAAGGAUCUCCGAGAUGUAAUAGAUGCAGCUUGGGCGAACAGAGAGCUUGCGUAUGCGAAAGACUUCAGAGAGACUGCUUCUGGACAGACUGCUCAGGUGUUUUGGCAGAAUGCGUUGGAUAUGAUGGCGAUGAAGUAUAAUGUAAAGCCGAGGUUUAGUCAGUCGGAGAAGAAUACCUUGGUAAGGAUGAAGGUGGUGGAGCCGGAUGUUCCCAUUAUCCACUAG
This is a messenger RNA of Annulohypoxylon truncatum, 1707 nucleotides long. RefSeq lists its product as uncharacterized. Bases 1 to 1707 code for a protein of 568 amino acids. The record is from RefSeq and is a predicted model, not a curated record. The transcript is spliced from 2 exons. NCBI's taxonomy places the organism in Eukaryota, Fungi, Ascomycota, Sordariomycetes, Xylariales, Hypoxylaceae.